AUGACAGGAGGAUCGCCGACGCCGGUGUGGACAGUAGCCAGUGGAGCGCGUCAGGACGAAGCAGAGGAAGAGUAUAGUGCUGAACCAAUGAGCUACGAUGAGAUGAUGAAGCUUGCGCGUGACAUCCACAAAUUAUCGGGCGAUAAGCUGGGCGCUGUUGUUCAGAUUGUCCAGUCCAGAGAGCAGCUACCGGCUACCAAUGCUGUUGAGGUGGAAAUUGAUAUAGAAAGCCUGAAGCCGACGACAUUGCAUGCACUGAAAACGUUUGUUGCAUCGUGCUGGAAGAAAGACGCGCAGACGCCUGGCGUGGGGGACGAUGAUGACAUGGAAAAUGACGAGUCUGGGAGUGAAUUCAAUGAAACGUCGGGUUCGGAGUCGUUGUUUUUUGAUGAAGAAGAUUACUAG
Messenger RNA from Gongylonema pulchrum, 405 nucleotides. NCBI's taxonomy places the organism in Eukaryota, Metazoa, Nematoda, Chromadorea, Rhabditida, Gongylonematidae. The record is from the annotation of a GenBank genome assembly.